AUGUCCCUCCGAGACCAUCCCAAGGCCUACGGCAGCGCCGUCACCGUCGCCUUCGUCGCCGGUAUCCUCGUGACCCUCGGCUUCAAGGACCUAUACCCAGACCUCGAAGCACGAGUCCGACCCCGCCGCGACAGCAUCUUUUUCUUCGGCGGCGGCGGCGGCGGGCCGGUCACGCUACAAGACCACGAGGCCGUCGAGGUCGACAUAUCCGCCGUCGUCGACGGCCUCGAAGGCUGCAUCGGAAACACGCCCCUCGUGCGCAUCAAGAGCCUAUGCGACGCCACGGGCCGCGAGAUAUUUGCAAAAGCCGAGUUCCUCAACGGCGCCGGCGGCAGCCAAGGACCGCGUCGCGCUCAACAUGAUCCAGGUCGCCGAGCAAAGGGCCUCUUGGUCCCCGGGCGCGGCGACACCAUUUACGAGGGCACGGUAGGGAGCACGGGCAUCUCGCUGGCCACCCUCGCGCGGGCCAAGGGCUACCGGGCCCACAUCUGCAUGCCCGACGACAUGAGCCGCGAGAAGUCGGACCUGCUCGUGCACCUCGGCGCCGAGGUCGAGCGCCACGCCGCCGUCCACGCCGACGGGAGCGUGGGCUUCUUCGCCGACCAGUUCGAGUCCGAGGCCAACUACACCGCCCACGUCAAGACCACCGGGCCCGAGAUCUUUUCCCAGACCGGCGGCGACAUCGACGCCUUUGUCGCCGGGGCUGGCACGGGCGGCACCAUCUCCGGCGUGGCCAAGUAUCUCAAGGAGGAGAUGAAGCUCCCCGGUGUCAAGAUCAUCCUCGCCGAUCCCCAGGGCAGCGGCCUCUACAACAAGAUACGCCACGGCGUGGAUACCAUGGUUGAGGGCAUUGGCAUCAACCGCAUCACUCACAACUUCGAGGCCGGCCGCGAGCUCAUCGACGACGCCGUCCGGGUCACCGACGACCAGGCGUCGCGCAUGGCCCGCUGGCUCGUUGAAAAGGAUGGCAUCUUUGUCGGCAGCAGCAGCGCCGUCAACUGCGUUGCCGCCGCCGUCGCCGCCAUGACCCUCCCUCGGGAAGCAGGGUGCCAAAGCGAUCCCAUGGGCGAGCAGGCGCCAUCGCCAUCGCCAUCACUCAUCGUUCCAUUGCUAUUCCUGGAAGCCAAGGGUGUCUCCGAGUCUGAACACUACUAUUCCCCGAGCCGCUUGGGUCCGGGGUACCAUACCCCUGCCGGAACUCCUCGCAGUAAAAUUCAUCGGAGGAUGUGA
This is a messenger RNA of Parascedosporium putredinis, 1230 nucleotides long. The record is from the annotation of a GenBank genome assembly. NCBI's taxonomy places the organism in Eukaryota, Fungi, Ascomycota, Sordariomycetes, Microascales, Microascaceae.